AUGGAGGUGCGUGGUCCUCGGAGGAAUCGCAGCUACUUUUCUAAUCUCUAUGAGAACAUGCUACAAGCCAAUGAAGCACCAGGAAGAGGGCAGCAGCAGCCCCCAGCAGUCCAUACAAAUAGCAACAUGACUCUUGGGAGCAGUACCCCAGCCAAGGGGGGGCCCCAGCCAAAUAAGCUUCAGAGCAACACUUCCUCCAGCUGUGACCCAGCGUUACGGCCUAUCAUACGUCGCCGAGCAAGAUCUUUGCCUACAUUGCCUGAAAGAAGGAAGCGGGCAGCAGUGCAGUGUCAAGUUCCUGGAUGCCAGAGUCGUAUGAACCGGGUGAGGUUUGCUGAUGCUUUGGGCUUGGAGCUCACUGAAGUGAAAGUCUUCCAGACUGGGGAGGAUCCAUCGAUCCCCUUGCAUGUCCUUUCCAGGCUCUCCAUAAACUCAGACCUCUGGUACAGCAGCUUGGACUUGGAGUUUACCAUGCAGUGCUUGGUCCCUGAUUUCCAGCAGCCUGCAGACUGUCCAGAUUUCUCCUCCCGACUUCAGGAGCAACAGGUGUGUCUGGAACGAGUGACCAGCUCGGAUUUGGGACUCAGUGGCACCAUCCAGGUUCGCAAUGUUGCUUUUGAGAAGCGGGUGUCUGUGCGAUACACCUUCAACCAGUGGAAAAGCCUCCAUGAAGUGUGUGCUCAUUGGCACAGUAGCAUCCCUGAGAAAAACGGGCAGGAUCAAGUUGAUGUUUUCACUUUCUUUCUCCCUGUGCCUCCUUUCCUCCUUCAGCUGUGCUCUGUAGUCCAGUUUGCAGCAAGGUACCAAGUCAAUGGCCAGGAGUACUGGGAUAACAACAGAGGCAAAAACUACAGCCUUACCUGCCGGACUCACCCCCUUAAGAUGCCGAGAGAAUGUGAGGAUAGCUGGAUCCACUUCAUCUGAGCAAAGGAAGUGGAUGCAGAACAGCUUGUCAGUAGUCUGGGUGGCACUUCCCUGGCCUGGCUCUCUGCUCCUAUGGCAACAGUCUCGUUUUGAAACCUGCCAAACCUGGCAGAGUGUUCCAGGACAGGGAAGUAGCCAAUGACCCGUACAAACUGUUCUAAACCUCUCAGAAAGUAAAAAGGGCCAAAAUGUGUAUUGAGUUACAUCCUCUGAAAGCCCACAUGAUUUCUUGU
This is a messenger RNA of Pterocles gutturalis (yellow-throated sandgrouse), 1157 nucleotides long. RefSeq names its product protein phosphatase 1 regulatory subunit 3D-like. The transcript has a single exon. Gene Ontology annotation, cellular component: protein phosphatase type 1 complex. The coding region runs from base 1 to 924 and encodes 307 amino acids. NCBI's taxonomy places the organism in Eukaryota, Metazoa, Chordata, Aves, Pterocliformes, Pteroclidae. Gene Ontology annotation, molecular function: protein phosphatase 1 binding; glycogen binding. Gene Ontology annotation, biological process: regulation of glycogen biosynthetic process. The record is from RefSeq and is a predicted model, not a curated record.